Messenger RNA from Leptidea sinapis, 1535 nucleotides. Its product is annotated as mitochondrial coenzyme A diphosphatase NUDT8-like. NCBI's taxonomy places the organism in Eukaryota, Metazoa, Arthropoda, Insecta, Lepidoptera, Pieridae. The record is from RefSeq and is a predicted model, not a curated record. The coding region runs from base 480 to 1133 and encodes 217 amino acids. Gene Ontology annotation, molecular function: coenzyme A diphosphatase activity. The transcript has a single exon.
GUCAGGCACAGGCAGUCAGCAAUCACCUAAAUUCGUUUUAUAGUUGAUAAGUUCACAUUGAAAUUAAAUUUGUCGAUAUAAAUAUAAUCAAAGAAUAUAUUUACUCUAACGACGAGUACAUAAUUAAUUUACCUUACAUUAACAACAAUUACAAAGAUGAACAUCCUCUUUUAAUACGUAUAAUAACAUUGUCAACAUGAUGAUUUUGAAAAAGUUAUCCUCUUAUCCAUUUCGUAUAGCUGUAAGCUGCUAAUCAAACAAAAAAUCAUACCUACUUAUUAGAUAGUACAAAGUUCGCUCACAAAGGUGACAAGUUAUCCAAUUAAGUCAAGUUUUCAAGUGUAACUAAGUGCUCUGUGAAUUAAAUACAUUAAAAUUACAUGUUGUAAAUACCUAAGUUGUAUUUUUAUUUAACUGAGUAAUAAUAUUGAGAUAAAGGAUCAGUAUUUACUAUUUAGUAGUGAGUUGUGUCAAUUGUCAUGUCUCUUUCAGCUCAGAAACUGUUGUCGUCUGCUGCUCGUGAAAGGUGUGUGUCACGUCUAAGAGAUCAACCACACUUUUUGUACGAAACUGGAAUUCCAAAAGUGAAAGCUGGUGUUUUAGUGCCUUUAUGUAUUGUGAAUGAUGAAGUGCAUAUUCUGUACACUCUCCGAUCGAAACAGCUCAAAGCCCAUAAGGGCCAAGUCUCAUUUCCAGGUGGAAAAAUGGACAUGGGUGAAGACAUCAUUGAAACAGCACUGAGAGAAUCUGAAGAAGAAAUUGGGUUGCCUCGAGAAUCUGUUGAUAUAUGGUGUGAAAUGUCUCCAAUACAGGGUCUUGAUAAAAACAUGCUAAUUAUACCUGUUGUUGGUGAAAUAAAGAAUUUUGAUAAUCUAAGCUUGAUUCCUAAUGAAGAUGAAGUGGAAGAGAUCUUCACUGUACCCAUUCAACAUUUAAGUAACCCAGAGAAUCAUGCACACCUCAAGUAUGAAAAGCAAAUGGUACCGAUAUUUGAAAAUGGAAAACACAAAAUAUGGGGCAUUACUGGAUUUAUAACACAUUUAUUUCUGCAAUGUUUUCUUCCUAGUGGUAGUUAUAUGGUAGACUUUGACAGAAAACAUUAUAAAAUUAAUGAACUAGUAGCAAAACUAUAAAUUUUAUUUCUUUAAUAGUUGGGUACAGAUUUGGUUUUCCGUUACAUGUGAAAAAUCUUGUUCAGGAAAGAAUUUUUAUUUAUUCAAACAUGUUUUUUUAACUUUUGAAUAAUACUUAUAUAAAGUUCUGUUUUCACAAGUACAAAUAAAACAUGGCAUUUUUCUACAGCUGCUCUGUGAGUACUAUUCUUUGGUUGAACAAGAGUAACUUGAGGAGCCUGUGAAAUUUGGGUACUUCCUUUUAAAAAUUACUACUUAUUGUUACUAUACAUAUAAAACAAGUUGAAAAUAUUGAAAUUUCAUUAUACCUGUCUUUAUUUAUUACAUAAUUAUAAUAUUUUCAUUAUAAUGUUGAUAUGAAUAAAAAAUCACAAAUUGUUUAAUAAAUAUAUUUUUAUUUAA